Molecule: messenger RNA, 543 nt
Organism: Adineta ricciae
Lineage: Eukaryota; Metazoa; Rotifera; Eurotatoria; Adinetida; Adinetidae
Source: the annotation of a GenBank genome assembly
AUGACGCUGGCUUUGCAUGGACAUCAUGCACUAUUAAUCGCUACGUUAGCAUUUAUUGCAGCUGUGCUCACACCAUAUUGGUAUACUAGUCCCAAUCAAACACUACACAUUGACAUAUUCAAAAUAUGUAAUUCUUCAUCGAUACCAUCUCAGUGCCCAUGGACAUAUAGCUUGUUGGCAAAUAAUUCACACUUUGGAUCAAUCAAUCUUGUCUAUCCGAUCGUCAUCUCGUCAUGUGCGCUCGGCUGCGUUUUGAUAAGUUUUAUUGGCCUUGUACUUGGCUCAUGGUAUUUGCAACGGCAUACAGAUGAGCAUAAUGCUACUUGGUUACUUGUACUAACAUUGAUACUAGUUUUUCUCAGCUUUUUACUUUCUUGUGCAGUUUGGACAAUAAUUUUAACAACAAAUUUACAACAUGAUAAUCUUUCAAACUACAAGGUUCGUUUGGCAGAUUUUGGUUUUUCAUUUUGGAUCAACAUCGGUUCAUCUGUUGCAUACUUAUAUACAUUUAUUCUCUAUCUAAUCUCUGUUUGUCAAGGCUGA